AUGCAUCCUAACUUGGUGAGCUGGCUGGGGACACUGGGGUUCCUGCUGUGGGCGCUGCUUUGCCUGGGCACCCUGUCGGAGGGAUACCCGGUGAAACCGGAGAACCCAGGGGAGGACGCCCCAGCAGAGGAUCUGGCCAAGUACUACUCAGCCCUGAGACACUACAUCAACCUCAUCACAAGACAGAGGUAUGGGAAGAGGUCCAGUCCUGAGAUCCUGGACACACUGGUCUCAGAACUGCUGCUAAAGGAAAGCACAGACACUCUUCCACAGUCAAGAUAUGACCCAUCAUUGUGGUGA
Messenger RNA from Scomber japonicus (chub mackerel), 300 nucleotides. RefSeq names its product neuropeptide Y (gene npy). Bases 1 to 300 code for a protein of 99 amino acids. Gene Ontology annotation, cellular component: extracellular region. The transcript has 3 exons. NCBI's taxonomy places the organism in Eukaryota, Metazoa, Chordata, Actinopteri, Scombriformes, Scombridae. Gene Ontology annotation, molecular function: neuropeptide Y receptor binding; neuropeptide hormone activity. The record is from RefSeq and is a predicted model, not a curated record. Gene Ontology annotation, biological process: neuropeptide signaling pathway; feeding behavior.